Messenger RNA from Quercus lobata, 1254 nucleotides. Its product is annotated as gibberellin 2-beta-dioxygenase 8-like. NCBI's taxonomy places the organism in Eukaryota, Viridiplantae, Streptophyta, Magnoliopsida, Fagales, Fagaceae. The record is from RefSeq and is a predicted model, not a curated record. The coding region runs from base 111 to 1106 and encodes 331 amino acids. The transcript has 4 exons.
AGUUGCGACCUUACUUCAAAGGGAAUGCUUGUGAAACUCUAUCACAGAUUCACAGGUGUGAAAAGAAUCCCAGGCAUUCACAAUUAUCAACCCAACCCCCUUUUCUCUCCAUGGAUUAUGAACCUCCAUUUCAAGAAACCUACAAGAACUUUCUACAGAACUCUUUUGAUGAGUCAGAAGACAAAAAUCUUUUCAUGGUUGAGGAAUGCGAGCUACCCUUGAUUAAUCUCAGUCAAUUAAACUUAGAGCAAUUGGAGAGAGACAAGUGCAUCAAAGAGAUAGCUGAAGCGGCUAGACAAUGGGGUUUCUUUCAAGUUGUGAAUCAUGGUGUUCCUCAAGAGAUUCUUAACAAUUUGCAAUACGAGCAGAAGAUGGUGUUCCAUUUGUCUUUUGAAAAGAAGGCUGAAGAGAAGUUUCUGAACUUAUCAACUAAUAGUUAUCGUUGGGGGAAUCCAGAGGCUACUUCUCUAAAGCAGGUCCCAUGGUCGGAAACCCUUCAUAUAUCUCUAGCUGAUAUUUCAAGAAUGGAUAAACGCAAUAGUCUCAGGUCAACCAUUGACGCAUUUGGGACAACAGCUUCCACUCUGGCUCAAAGCUUAGCUGAAAUUCUGGCCCAGAGUUUAGGCAUUGAAUCUAAUUUCUUCCGAGAGAAUUUCCCGCCAAAAACUAGUUAUAUUCGAAUGAACAGAUAUCCUAAAUGUCCAUUGGCAUCCAAAGUCUUUGGCCUGGUGCCUCACUCGGAUAGCAAUUUGCUCACAAUAUUGUAUCAAGAUCAGGUUGGUGGAUUGCAAUUGAUGAAAGAUGGAAGAUGGUUUAAAGUUAAACCUAAUCCAAAAGCUCUAAUUAUCAACAUCGGUGACUUAUUUCAGGCACUGAGCAAUGAUGUUUUCAAGAGCAUCAAACACCGAGUGGUUUCGCCUCAAGAAGUUGAAAGGUUCUCUGCGGCAUAUUUCUACUGCCCCUCUAAUGAUGCAGUAAUCCAGAGCUAUGCCAAGCCCGCCAUGUACAGACCAUUUACUCUCAGAGAGUAUAGACAGCAAAUCCAAAAGGAUGUUCAAGAUACUGGUGACAAAAUAGGUCUCUCAAGGUUUCUCCUCUCUGAAUAAUAUUUCACCAAAGAUUGUGUCUAAUUGCUAGGGUGUGUGGUUUGGGAAUGAGUUCCUUAGUCCCACCUUGGAGUUGGAGUUGGAGUUGGAGUUUGAGUUUGAGUUUGAGUUGUAUCUGGGUUGUAAUAAAUAAUGUUGAUUAGGAUUU